GAUUUCAUUCAAACAAUACAAUUCAAUUUGAAAAAAGGUGUGGUGUCUACUGACUGACUCGUGUGUACUGUGGAAUAAUACAAAAUGAUACAAUAUUUAAUUCCGUUUCUGAUAUUAUGUUCGCGAGCCAAUGGGCAGAGAACUCCGACUAUCUCCCACAUCACUCAGGAGCAGAUCCGGGACAUUGGUGGGCAGGUGGACCUUGACUGCUCCGUGCACUACGCCAGUGACUAUCCUGUUGUGUGGCUGAAAUAUGACCGCCUCAAAACAACAGAAUCCGUGCCUCUGUCCAUGAACUCUGGACUGAUCAUCAGGGACUCCAGAUUCUCCCUGCGAUUUGAUGUAGCUUCGGCGACAUACACACUAUCGAUCAAAGACAUUCAAGAGACGGAUGCUGGAUGGUACCAGUGCCAGGUGAUACUGACUGUGAACAACAAGAUCACCGCGGAGGUGGAGCUGCAAGUUCGACGACCACCAAUCAUCUCCGAUAACUCCACUCGCUCCAUUGUGGCUAGUGAAGGAGAAAGUGCUCAAAUGGAGUGCUACGCCGGCGGUUUCCCCCCACCGAAGAUCUCGUGGCGUCGCGAGAACAACGCCAUCUUGCCCACAGGAGGGUCCAUCUAUCGCGGCAACAUCCUGAAGAUCAACUCUGUGCACAAGGAGGACCGCGGCACGUACUACUGCGUGGCGGAGAACGGCGUGGGGAAGGGCGCGCGCCGCAACAUCAACCUGGAAGUGGAGUUCGCGCCCGUCGUCACCGUGCCCAGACCUAGGCUCGGACAGGCUCUGCAAUACGACAUGGACCUGGAGUGCCACGUGGAGGCGUACCCGCCGCCCGCCAUCACCUGGCUCAAGGAGGAGGUGCAGCUCACCAACAACCAGCACUACAGGAUCUCCCACUUCGCCACGGCCGACGAGUUCACCGACACGACUCUGCGUGUGAUCACCAUAGAGAAGAAACAGUACGGCACAUUCAAGUGCAAGGCCCAGAACAAACUCGGCUCGGAUGAGGGCACUGUUGAGCUAUUCGAGACGAUAAUCCCGGUGUGCCCGCCGGCGUGCGGCACGGCGCGUUUCGGCGGCGCGCACGCACUGGCGGUGUCGCCGCUCACCGUGCUAGCGGCACUGGCGGUGUACACCGUGCACGUAUACCGAAGAAUCGCCAAUCCCCGACAUUAACUACCGCGGUCUGCAGCUGGACCCGAGCAUCUAUGGCGGCGCGCGGCGACUCCACAUAUCCUACCUGGCUGUAUGCACGAUCAUGAUGAUACACUUUUAAAAUGACAUAUCAUUCCUUGCAAUGAGGGUUUUUGAUAUUCUCUUUGCACCAAAGAUGUGUUGCGAGGCUUGUGUUUUUAGGAUCCAAUAGCAUCGCCGCGCUGAGUGAUGUCAUGGCAAACUCACGUCAAUGAAGCAAUUCUAUUGGUUCUCAAAACACAUUCCUCGCAAGCGCAACAUAUCUCUGAUGGAAAUGCAGCCUUAAGGUACGCUUAUACGGGCAACUAAAAUUGAUCCACUCCAGUCAAUUCUCGUCAAC
Molecule: messenger RNA, 1537 nt
Organism: Aricia agestis (brown argus)
Lineage: Eukaryota; Metazoa; Arthropoda; Insecta; Lepidoptera; Lycaenidae
Gene: Lac
Product: lachesin
Exons: 10
Coding region: 85-1179 (364 amino acids)
Cellular component (GO): neuron projection
Source: RefSeq, a predicted model, not a curated record